Molecule: messenger RNA, 546 nt
Organism: Salvia splendens (bonfire salvia)
Lineage: Eukaryota; Viridiplantae; Streptophyta; Magnoliopsida; Lamiales; Lamiaceae
Exons: 1
Coding region: 1-546 (181 amino acids)
Source: RefSeq, a predicted model, not a curated record
AUGACAGACAAGGAAGAUGUCAAACCCGAUCCGGAACAAUUGACGAACCUGAAGAAUAGCAAGAAUGUUGUUGUGGCAUUCAAACUCAAUGGGAAGAACUACCCAUUGUGGUCUAGACUUAUGAAAGUCAAGAUCGGAGGCCGAGGGGCCUAUUCGCACAUCAAGAACGAACCCCCAGAACCCGGGAGUAAGGGUUACGACGACUGGGAAGAAGACGAUCUAGUGGUUUUUUCAUGGAUCGUAUAUAAUAUCGAGAACGAAAUCAUUGCCGACUUUGCCCAUCACCUAACGGCGAAAGCUCUGUGGGACAGCCUCGCCAUAACGUUCGAGAACAAGGCGGACAAGUACCUCAUAUAUGACCUGGAAGAGAAAGCAAUCACUAUCAGACAAGGAGACCUGGAUUUAGAGACGUAUUACCGGAGAAUCAACGGCCUAUGGAUUAACAUCGACCGGUGCCAGAAACAGCCCAUCACUUGUUGCGAUAAGGGCGUCAGCCAAUACCGAACACAUUCGAACGAGAAGAGGCUGUUCAAAUUCCUGACCUGA